Messenger RNA from Solanum dulcamara, 1884 nucleotides. RefSeq names its product BEL1-like homeodomain protein 11. Lineage: Eukaryota; Viridiplantae; Streptophyta; Magnoliopsida; Solanales; Solanaceae. The record is from RefSeq and is a predicted model, not a curated record. Gene Ontology annotation, molecular function: RNA polymerase II cis-regulatory region sequence-specific DNA binding; DNA-binding transcription factor activity, RNA polymerase II-specific. The transcript has 5 exons. Bases 334 to 1599 code for a protein of 421 amino acids. Gene Ontology annotation, biological process: regulation of transcription by RNA polymerase II.
UUUCUAUAUUUAGUAAGUUUUCCAAUUUUAGAUCACAAGAUUUAAAAGUUUUUCUAUAUUUCUUAAACUCCGUGCUUAGUUAACUAAGACACUUAAAUUGGGAGGGAGGGAGUAUUAUAAUACAAGUACUUAAAAGGACUUUCUCAUGUUAAAUGUUCUCCCUUUUUAAUCCCCUCUGAUUUUCCCCUUUCUCCAAGUUUUCUUCUUUAAUGUAAAAUGAAGUGUUUGAAUACUUUAGUGAUCACAUUUUCAUGAAAUCUUUGAGUUGCAAUGCAUAGGUUCCUAGUGUUCAAAAUUUCUUGAUUAUUGAUUUUUGUUAACUCUAUAGCAAAAAUGGUUUCAAAAGACUCACCCCCACCUUCACACUCAAGCAUUUUACACCAAUUCAUAAACUCAGACUCCAUCAUGACUAGUCAAAUUGGAAGCCAACAUUUUGACAUGUAUCAAUCUACUACUACUACCUAUCAGCCUCAUGGUGGACUGUCCAGAUCCAUAGAGUUAGUUAAUCCUCCUCAUUUUACUACUGAUUCUCAUGAUGUUAACCACAGUAGACAUUUGAUGGAUCUUCUUGGAGCUUCACAUGAUGCUACUAACCAACAAGCACAAAGACUCUCACUUUCUUUAGGGUCUCAUUCACUUGUUUCAAGUUUUACUAAUCCUAGUUAUAUGAGCCAAGAAAUUGAUCAAAGGAACAAUGAGUUUUCUUUCUCUGCAGCUGCAAUGAAUCAAUCUUUUUCCACUGUUUGUGGAACUGAAUCUUUUGUUUCUUCUAUUGGUAACUCAAAAUACUUGAAACCAACUCAGUCCCUCCUGGAGGAAUUGGUUUGUAUUGGUGGCAAGACUAUUGAUUCGAGUAAUGAGAAAUUUAUCAGGCGAUUAUCGCGUAAUAGCAAGAAAGGAUCUUUAAGCCUUCGCGCUAUGUUGAAAGGAGAGAUCCCACAAAGCAAUGAAUUGUUCAAUGAAAGACAUGAACUUUGUGUUAAAAUCAUGAAGCUCAUAGCCUUGUUGGAAGAGGUGGAAAGGGGAUAUGAGCAAUAUUAUCAACAUAUGGAAGAAGUAACUUCAACAUUUGAGGUAAUAGCAGGAUUUGGAGCAGGGAAGCCUUAUACAGCACUUGCACUUCAAGCAAUGUCUAGACAUUUUUGCUGCUUAAGAGAUGCCAUCAUAUCUCAAAUUAAUGUCAUUAGACAAAAAAUGCCACGAGACGUGCCAAAAAUUAGCAGUGGCUUGUCACACUUGAGUCUUUUUGAGAGAGAGACUAUGCAGAACAGAAUGUCUCUUCAGCAACUUGGAAUCAUUCAAAGUAAUCGACAAGCUUGGCGACCAAUUAGAGGAUUGCCAGAGACAUCGGUGGCAAUUCUUCGUUCUUGGCUAUUCGAACACUUCCUCCAUCCAUAUCCAAAUGACUCUGAAAAGCUUAUGUUAUCAUCUCAAACAUGCUUGUCAAAAAAUCAAGUUUCCAACUGGUUUAUUAAUGCGCGAGUUAGGCUGUGGAAGCCAAUGAUUGAGGAAAUGUAUAAGGAAGAAUUUGCAGAGUCUUCAAUUGAAUCAGAUCAUUUGUUGAACAGAGAAGGCGUUACAGAUUCUGCAGAAGAAUGAAGGGUUGAAGUGAGAAGAAUGAAGACUAUAUUUUAUGUAAUAAUACUAUGAUUUUACAUAGUUGGAAUUCAUUGAGAGACGGAACUGUGGAAGAAAAGUUGAAGAAGUACAAGGUGUGGCAGUUGGAAACAUGUUAGAAAAACAAAAAAUCUAGCAUGAAAUGGGAGGCAUUCUUGUACCUUUUAGUACUUGAUGUUAAGAAAUAGUAAUAGUAUAGUAAUAGUGUCUGAAAAUUGUAAUGCUUUUUACUAAAUUAUCUGAAUUUUUUAUGCUUAGCAUAGCCUU